GAUUUUUCCUACAUCCACAGAAUGUAACCAUUGUUGGUCACAGGUAAGAGUCUUCUUUUUUCUUUCCAGCCAUCCAAAAUCUAAUUGCUGUUUAACCUCAGCCUGUUGGUCAUGAGAGUAUGAGACAGCUGCUUCUAUAAAUAACUAUCCCCCUCUCGACUACCUCCCUCCUCAUUCUCUCGAUCAGCACUCUUCUGUUCUUGGGUUGACGCACAUGUAUAUGUUGUUGAAAGAGAGCAGAAGAAACACUCCAUAUCUCCUAAAGGCUGACAGCUCUAAGAAGAUUCCUUGAUCUUGGGAGUUGACAAACACAGCCAUGAAGAGCUUGAAGUUUCUAGCAGCCGAGGGCUUCGUUCAAACCGGCCCAAAUGCGUGUAAGAACCUCCACUGCUUGUCUUACAAUCUCUACCCAAUCAUCUUCAAAGCCAGCUAUCUGUGUGAGGAGGCCACAAUGCUCCACAACUUGGUCCAGACGUGGCCUCUGACAGUGCUCAACUUGCGCAAACUAUUGGGCAGGACAGUGGACUGUCCAGAUGAUCUCACGUCCCACACAUGCAGGCUCUGUCUGGAGGCCAUUCUCUCAGGUCUGAGGGACUAUGUGCUUCAAGCUCCAAGCACGUAUACAAAAAUGUUACGUGUGGUGGAUCUAAUCGGUCUGCAAGACAUAGAACACCAGGUCUGUCCCUGCAGACGGACUCUUGGCCGUUGGGCAAGAACUGAACUGCUUACCCGCAUGUGCUACGAGACUAUGGUGUCCAUGCAGGCCGGCCAAGCAGCACCAUCAGCGAUUGAUGUGGAGGUAGAUGUGCGCUUGGAUGCAUUUGUUACUGGACGGAACUAUGAGGUGGUGGCUCAGGCUCUGUUGCUGCGCAGACACUGCCCAUUAAAACUGAACUUCGUAGGUCUGCGUGUGGACUCGCUGAGCCUCAAGAACCUCUUUUACCUUCUGAAGCUGGUGGAAUCACAUGGCCUGCAGAAGCUGGAAGUUGUGCACAAUGUACAUCUGGAGGCUCCACACAUUGAGGUACUGCUCUCUCAGCUGAAGUUCCCACAGCUGCGCUCACUCACGUUUCCUGCACAGGCGUUGAAUGUACGCAGAUUGGGUCCGGAGGACGAGGGACUCAUGGGAGUUCUGGGUGAGCUGAUGAGCAAACUGACUGAACUGAGAGAGCUCUAUCUGGGGUUCUCCACACUUACAGGUCAUCUGAGGAAACUGCUGAGUCCACUGAACACUCCACUGCAGUGUAUUGAGUUAGCGAACUGCAGUCUUAGCGCAGUGGACAUGGCCUACUUCGCCAACAGCCUGCACAGUGAGCACAUAGUAAAGCUGGACCUGAGCGGUCAUGAGGUAGCCGACCUCUUCCCCAACACCUUCCGGAAGCUUCUGCAUCGCUGUUGUGCCACACUCACUAGUCUGGGUCUGGAGGAGUGUGGACUGGAUGAUGAUAAACUGGAUCUGCUCACCCAAGCACUGACACCCUGUCAUGGGCUACAGGAAUUGAAGAUCCUGGGUAACCCACUGAGCACAGCUGCGCUGCACCUUCUUUUCAAUAUGCUGGCUCUGGGUUUUCCUGCAUUGAGAUACGUUGAGCUGCCUGUCCCUCGUGACUGUUACCCUGAAGGUGUAACCUAUCCACUGGAUGAUAGGACGCUGAUAAAUUAUGACACGGAGAAGUUCCAACAAGCCAAGAACGAACUUGUUGGCAUUCUAGUGAGGGAGGGAAAAGGACAUAUAGAAGUCUGCACGCCAUUAUUUGGAGCCUAUGAUCCUGACAUCAAUGAGACGAGCAAUGAGCUGGGAGUCUCCAUGCUGCACUCCUUCAACAGUGUCAUAGGAAACUUCAUUGACACAGUCAACAGUGUUACCCAACGGAGAGAGCAAGGAAUGAUGGAGUGAGAGUGCCAUCCCAGGAUUAAACAUUAUAUAUUAUAUUCAAAUAGAAAAGUUAUUUUAAAUUUAACUUAAAUUACUGUCACAGUAUUUGAUCAAAUAAAUGCAGCCUUGAGCAAUUGAAAAUAAACAUCUUACCAACUCCAGACUUAUGCAAUAAUAGAUGCGAUUAAUAUUUACUGUAUAAAGCUUUUAAAAUAAUUAAUGCAUAAUGUAUACUUAUACAUAAAGCAUUAAUAACACAACUUAUACGGAGUAUUUCAGUACCAGUAUUGGUAUCACUGAGUAUUGUAAAACUUUAAUGCCAUUACGUCUAUAUUUAAAAUACUCUCUUUACAUUUUUUCUACAUAAAUUUAAAGAGCUAAUGUGACUUUAAUGAAUCCAUAGCACUUGUGAAAGAAAUAAUACAUAGGCAUGUAAUUGUGUAAUAAUGUAUAUUAAGGUGUGCAAUAAAGAAUUCAAAGUAUUUACAGCUUAACAUGAUUUAUUUGUGAUUGCACUUUUGUAACUGAUGAAUAGUGAACAGUUUAAGGUAAACCGUAGUUAUUAAAUUUUAUUUAUGUCUUGUAAAAUCUGUAAGUCACUUUAUAUAUAUAGUCACUGUAUAGUGUGCAUUUAUUGUUUUUAUCUGUAUUUAAACAAAUGGCCUUAUCUUUGGAGUGUACUGUAACAUCCCAUUAAACAUUCUUUGAAAGAUU
Molecule: messenger RNA, 2590 nt
Organism: Onychostoma macrolepis
Lineage: Eukaryota; Metazoa; Chordata; Actinopteri; Cypriniformes; Cyprinidae
Gene: lrrc14b
Product: leucine rich repeat containing 14B
Exons: 3
Coding region: 317-1897 (526 amino acids)
Biological process (GO): negative regulation of DNA-templated transcription; negative regulation of cell differentiation; negative regulation of apoptotic process
Cellular component (GO): cytoplasm
Source: RefSeq, a predicted model, not a curated record